Messenger RNA from Alternaria hordeiaustralica, 633 nucleotides. RefSeq lists its product as uncharacterized. The record is from RefSeq and is a predicted model, not a curated record. Gene Ontology annotation, molecular function: protein serine/threonine kinase activity; ATP binding. Bases 1 to 633 code for a protein of 210 amino acids. Gene Ontology annotation, cellular component: cytoplasm. Gene Ontology annotation, biological process: protein phosphorylation. Lineage: Eukaryota; Fungi; Ascomycota; Dothideomycetes; Pleosporales; Pleosporaceae. The transcript is spliced from 2 exons.
AUGAACGGCGGCAGCGGUCCCAAGCGGAUGUUGCGCAUCGAAGAGGGUCAACACUACUUCCUCGAACCCAACGACGAGCUGCCGUACAAGUUACUUCGCAACCUGGGGCAAGGAGGAUUCGCCAACGUGGAAGAGGUCGAGGACCGACAUACUGGCCUCGUCUUGGCCUGCAAGGUCUUCAAAUUUGGCGGUUCUUCAGUUGAGAGGCAACGCCUUUUUGACAACGAGGUCAGGGUCAUCCGCCGGUUAGCUCCGCAUCACCACAUCACUCGGAUCUUUGCGACACACGUAGGGAGGCGUCAAAUAGGUAUCUUACUGACACCAGUUGCCGAUCGCGGCUCGCUGGAAUCAUUCCUCCAGGAUGCUCAUGACGGUCUUUUUACCGGGACUGAGUUGAAUAUCUUGUACAACUCGUUUGGGUGUCUUGCUAGCGGCUUGCAGUUCAUGCACGCUCAAAGAGUACGACACAAGGACAUUAAGCCAUCGAACAUCCUAGUACAUGGAGAGUCUGUAAUCUACACGGACUUUGGCUCGUCCUUGGACUACAGCGCAGCUACGCGCAGCAUUACGACAGGCCGCCCUACCUCCAUAACCCGCAAGAUUCUCCACGCUCAUGCGGAGGACAAGUCCUAG